AUGUCGCAGCUUAAUGCUCAGUUUGUAAAACAAGGCUUCUGGGUCGAUAACUCAAGAGGCCCUGUUAUGGGUCAAACUAUUACCACUACGACGAAAACCGGAAACCUAGUGGUGGCACUCAUGGCUGUUUUAACCACUCUCGGUACCAGCCAAUUGUGGAGCCUGGUCAUAUUUGGUUAUCACCAAAUGCGAGUGAAUGCUAGGCCCAAAGAUGGCUUGCUCAUGCAACAGCAAGCCCUCAUGCGCACACUGCCGGCACCAUUCACCAUGCUUGCAGAUUGGCUGAAGCUAUGGUGGGUUUGGAGAAAACGCGUUGAUCGGGCUCUCUCACGAUCUCUAUUACUCAUCAUGCUCGCGAUCCUUUUUGCCGCCGUCACAAUCGUUGUUGGAAUUUUUUCAUCAUAUCUCGUGGAUAGUACCAACAUUACUGUCCUCGUUCAAAGUCCUUAUUGUGGCCCCGUCGACUUCCUUGGAGACGACAUUGAAGGCUCAACGGAGAACUACUCUUUAUGGAACGGUGAAUACAUGCAAAAGGUCGCUGACCUAGCUGAUUCAUACGCAAGAGAUUGUUACGUAAGUAGGACGACAGUGCCAGAACGUUGCAGAAUCUUCAUCCGACCAACACUCCCCUUCCAACAGCAGAGGGUAGCUUGCCCUUUUGAAUCGUCCAUGUGCAAGAAUAUCUCACAGCCAGGUCUUGCUAUCGACACGGGUCUGCUCGACCUCAACGAAUACUUUGGGCUUAAUCUCGCCGCUAGUGAUACGGUCAUGUUUCGUCGCAAGACUACUUGUGGAGUGCUGGAACUGAAUGGACACUAUGAUGUUCUCAAUGCUUCCAACUUCCCCGAUUUUGAGCUGAAUACAGGUCGAGCACCGUGGGCGGGAGAGCAGAUGAUGCGUAUGUAUUUCGGCCACACUAUGGCAUCCAAUUUUACGUUUGCGGUGCAGUAUAUGCCAGAAGAGCGAGAGAGCUUGGCGACGACGAAGUGA
Molecule: messenger RNA, 990 nt
Organism: Didymosphaeria variabile
Lineage: Eukaryota; Fungi; Ascomycota; Dothideomycetes; Pleosporales; Didymosphaeriaceae
Exons: 2
Coding region: 1-990 (329 amino acids)
Source: RefSeq, a predicted model, not a curated record